GAGCACGUACACAAGGGAAAUUUCUACGCAUGGCGCUCACGGUAACUACAAACCGGUAAACAGAACCAGAGUACGUUCUGGAUCAUUAAACUGGGUAGCCAUCAAGGCGACGAUAAGGCUACUGUUAUUCGACGGUCAGGAUUUUUACGCACUGAAAAUUAAUUUACGCAUAUCAAUGCGGCACAGGUGCGUCAACAUUGCCACGUGAGUUGUGGGGUAACCAGCCUGAAAACUACACCCACUGAGACUGAUUGCCACAUGAAUCAUCGUUCAAAGGGAGGUAACUGUUGACGAGGGCGAUAAUUUCAGCGGGACUCGGUCUCUGAGGUUUCCGGGUUUAUAUAAAGGCAGAAUCGUAGAUUUUCUGAGGUGUGCGGAGUGAGACGUAUUCGCGGCUUGAAAAUCGACCGAAAAUGAAGUUUGUAAUAUUCGGUUCAACUGGCCCGAGUGGCUUGCAGUUGGUGGAAGAAUGUUUACAGCAGGGACAUUGUGUCACAGCUUUAGUGAGGAACCCCGAUAAGAUGUCAGUGAAGCACGAGAACCUCACGGUUAAUAAAGUCGACCUUGCCAAGGAAGAAGACCUGGUGCCCCACGUGACCGGAAGUGACGCCGUACUAUCAUGUCUGGGCGCCCCGGCGGGCAUCUGGGUGCCCUGUUCGCUGUACACGGACACCAUCAAGACCAUCACAGGCGCCAUGAGAAAAGGCGGAGUCAGCAGAUAUGUGGGCAUGUCGGCAUGGGGCACAAAACACGAUCCGGGUCUCCCGUGGAUCAUCAGGUGGGUGCUGCGUCCCCUGUUUUUGAGGAACAUCUUGCCCAACAUGGCGGAGAUGGAAGACUACCUCUCGGAGAGCUGCACCGACAUCGACUACACUGUCGUCAGGCCGCCGGGACUCACAAACGACCAAGCGUCAGGAAAGGAGGCAUUGGCGUUUGAAGGUCAGUAUGUCCCGGAUGCCACGUCAAGAAUUCCCCGCCGUGAUAUUGCAAAGUUCAUGUUGGCGUGUGUCGUCAAUGGCGAAUGGAAGAAGAAACACGUGGCCGUAGGCAUCAAGUGACGUCACAGUGACUUAACAUGUUCCAUCUCCACACAAUCCGGAUCUGACGUAACACGGCAUGACACCAUACGGCAUUAUGGGAAAACGGAGUCAUGCCACCAGAAUGAUCCUUGAAAACUGAUAUAUAUCUACAUUUAGCUUGUAGCAUUACACCCACAGUGUAAACAGUCAUUGUUAAAAGAUCAAAUAAACUACACUUUAUUUUCUAA
Molecule: messenger RNA, 1267 nt
Organism: Haliotis rufescens (red abalone)
Lineage: Eukaryota; Metazoa; Mollusca; Gastropoda; Lepetellida; Haliotidae
Exons: 4
Coding region: 414-1058 (214 amino acids)
Source: RefSeq, a predicted model, not a curated record